CAUUAUGAAAUUAGCAAACCAUCCGGUAACAGUCUAUGGCAAGAGCCCAAGGAGAGCUCACUUGUUACACCUACCGGCCGCCCGCGUCCGCCGCCCCGCACGGCUCCAAACCGCCCACCCAAACAUAUUUAUUAUGAUUGCGUAAAAUUGGCCGCGCGCAACCCCAUUACACCCCGUGCACCAGAAAAGGAGGAAGCACACAGGUGGGAGCGAGAUCCGGAGAGAAUUUGCGACCGAGGGCUGCUGGAUCUCGGAGGUUCUCUCAGUUGCGGCCUUCUUGAUCUCGUAUUGUGACGUAACCGGACGGCCGUACCGAGCGAGACAGUUUGGCGGAGCGCGGCAUACGCCGACGUUUUUCUUGAGUGACAGAAACUGCCGAUUUUUGAGACAGUUGCGGAAUUUUUUUCUGGGGAAAAACUUGUGUGAAACUUUACAACACAGUGUUGCCAUUUGAUCAUUUAUUCAAUGUUAGUAAAUAUGCCCAUUUUUGUGCUGAGUGGCAGAAAUAAGUGGGUGCAAUGCUUUUAAACACAGUUUGAGGAGCGACGAUUUUCGAAGGAUGUAUGGAAACUUGCAGUUUUUCUCACCAAGCACUUCAUGUUGAAUUGGACGUCGGCACUUGUGGAUGUUCCAUUUAAGACAUCUUCGACGAGAAGCCAAGACCUGAAGACGUCGCGUUCAUAACAGCCAUAAAAAUUCAUGAUAUCACAGCCUCCAUCAAUUCCGACUCGAUAGCAACAAAGAGAUUUUGAGACAGAUAUCGCGUUUUACAUUCACGAACCGGCCAUCGUGCUUUCAUCGAUAAACUCGAGCCGUUUUUUCCAAGAAACAUGGAGAGAAACGAGCAGGAUACGUUAUAAUAUACGAAACGGGUGAUUUUUUUUCGGAAGAAAAGAACAAAAACUGAUAGUGAAGGUUCUAAGAGAAUGUCUUGCGAGUUUCGGUAGUAAAAAUUGGAUUUGGAAUCAUGUCGGUGCUUAAUGUGGCAGCAUUUGUGUUGAUAAGUACUUAUUGGAAUGCUGGAUUGGCUGCAGCGUAUGGGGAUAAUGGAGAAUGCAGGUCAGCACUUGGAAUGGAAGCAGGCAGAAUUCCAGAUCAUGCAAUAUCAGCCAGCUCGUCUUAUGAGACAAAGAGUGUUGGGCCUCAGAACGCAAGAAUUCGACAAGAAAAGAAUGGAGGCGCUUGGUGUCCAAAGGCGCAGAUCAGCAGCGACAUUAAGGAAUAUCUGGAAGUGGACUUGCAGAAGAACCACUUGAUGACGUGGACGGAAACGCAAGGCCGGUUUGGGAAUGGACAAGGUCAAGAGUUCACAGAAGCCUUUCUUGUUGAAUACUGGAGGAGCUCUUUGGGGCAGUGGAUUACUUACAAAGACUCUCGAGGAGAAAAGGUCCUGACAGGCAACACCAACACCUACUUAGUAGUGCGACAACGACUCGAAUUGCCAUUUGUGGCAUCAAAAGUGAGAUUCAUUCCUUACAGUGAACAUCCCCGAACUGUGUGCAUGAGAGUGGAAUUAUACGGCUGCCCUUGGGAACAAAGCGUGUUGCGUUACGAAGCGCCAAGGGGAGAAAUUAGAGAGCCGGAUAUUGACUUGGAGGAUAUUAGCUAUGACGGCCUCUUAGAUGGUAGAGACAUGAAAGGAGGGCUCGGACAACUGGUGGAUGGCCUCUACGGGGAUAACGAUUACCAGAAACAGCUCAGUGGGGAACAAUCGGGAAGCAGAUGGGUUGGUUGGUCGAGCGAAGGGCGAAACGGUCAACCUCUAGAAAUCACUGUGGAAUUCGACGGAAUUAGAGAAUUUAAUGCCGUUUACCUUCAUGCCAAUAACAUGUUCACCCGCAAUGUGCAGGUAUUUUCAAAGGCAGAAGUCUGGUUUAGCCUAGACGGAAACCGAUAUCAACCGAAUCCAAUUAAAGUAGAGAUUGCUUCCGAUCGUACCCGAGAGUCUGCUCGAAAUGUUACAAUUAUUCUGAAAAACAAACCCGCGAGGUAUAUUAAACUGCGGCUCUUCUUUGCCGACCAGUGGAUCCUGAUCAGUGAAAUGGCCUUUGAAUCAUUGUUAAUUUCCAACAACCUCACUGUUGAUGACCUGGAAAGGUACUACCUGCUACCAGAAAGUCCGAUGUCAACCGCCUCCCCUAACACCAGUGGCGAAACCACACAUGCUCGAAAAGAAGUAACUCCUGCUACCAGCCCAACCAGCAUUGGUCAAGCCUACAUCGGUCUUAUCACUGGGGUGAUGGCGAUGGUGAUCCUGCUGGUGGUUUGCACCGUUUUCCUGAUGGUGAGAAGGGGCAAAAAGAAGGUACAUACGGUUGCUUUAUUGCACAAACACACCUCCUUGGUAUCGAGCAGCACCAAGCCCACAACCAUCAACAUGAAGGAUCUGAAAACUUUGUCUACACCGAUUAUCAAUAACGGCCUGUCCAGGUCGAGGAUUUCAGUGAAGAGUAAAAAUGGUACUAUUGUUGCUGAUGGAACAGCCAAGAAGCAAAAGAAAUGCAAUUUAUAUGGUCAUGUCAACGGUGAAGAGUCAGACAGCGAGAAUUCUUCAGUAUACCAUGAGCCUUACAAACUAUUGCCCAAUGGCAAGCAGGAAUACGGUUGCUUAUUGAAGAAAGAUGGUAUUGCUUCCAGUAAAAGUGGAGAAUAUACAGACUUUACCAGUGUGAAUAGUUUUCAAGAAGAGCUGAAAUUCACCUCACCUUCUUUCUACAACCUGGCUGCGCCUCCUCCUCCUACGUCGAGACCUCCUACUUAUGACGUCCAAAACUACCAAGCGCCUAAUGGAACCCCCAAUGGAGUCAUUCCUUCGGAGAAUUACUACGCCGCUACUGAUAUUGUUAAGGGCGAGCGCAGAGAGCAACAUUUUACCCCAGGCCGGUUUACCCCCAUAAAGCUUCCAGAGGGACCCCCUUUGGAGGGAGUAGCUCAUCUGCUGGAUUUCCCCAGGCAUCGAUUAAGACUGCUGGAGAAAUUAGGAGAAGGCGAUUUUGGCAUGGUUCACUUGUGCGAAGCUGAAGGCCUUCCAGACUUCAAUGGUGGCUCCUCUUUCCAUAAAAAGCAACUGGUGAUUGUGAAAAGUCUGUGGCGAGGAUGUGGUGAUUCCAAAAGGCAUGAGUUCUUAAAGGAAACAUCCUGGCUAGCCGGUUUGAGGGAUCCAAAUCUGGCGAGAGUGGUGGGCCUUUGCAGCCAAGACGAACCAAUGUGCGCCCUUUUGGAGCAUGCGGACGGAAGUGAAUUGCCGAAGUUUUUAGCCUCUAGAGUAGGAUUUGAGGAUGGAAAUCCUGUAGCUCCAUCCGUCAGUUAUGGAUCCUUGAUAUAUGUUGCGACGCAGAUAGCAUCAGGAAUGAAGUACUUAGAAUCGUUAGAUCUAAUUCAUAGGGAUUUAGCUGCCAGGAAUUGUGUCAUAGACAAAAACUACACGGUAAAAAUCUCAGAUCACGCAAUGUAUUGUGAUCGAUACGAAAGCGAAUAUUAUAUGAGCGAUACAAAAGCCCGAUUACCAAUUAGGUGGAUGUCAUGGGAAGCCUUACUAAUGGGCAAGCAUACGACCAAAAGUGAUGUAUGGUCUUUCGCCAUUACUUUAUGGGAGAUUUUGAUGUUGUGCACCCAACAGCCCUAUGCAGAACUGACCAGUGAACAAGUUGUCGAAAACUGCAGCCAUUGGUACCAGAACGACGGUUGCAGACGUGCUCUGCCAAGGCCAGCAUUAUGUCCUCGAGAAAUCUAUGACCUGAUGGGGGAGUGUUGGAAGCGAAACGCUGCUGACCGACCGAGAUUUUCCGAGAUUCAUCUAUUUCUUCAGAGGAAAAAUUUGGGAUUUAUGCCCAACGGCAACUCGCCUAUAGUAUAAGCACCAAAAUGCCGUUCGGACCAGCCAGUGGUUUUCCGAAAAAGGCGCUCCAAAAUCAUUCUAAAGCUUAAUUUCCUUAAGUGUGUAGGUAUUUUUUCUUUGAAUUUGGGUGUAACGGGACUCAAGUUGAAACAGGUAUUAGAUAGUGAAUAUAUCUACCGGGUGUCAGACAACAUCCACGGCAUCGAUUAGUCGUAGUUUUUUUACCCUUAACAGCGCUGUACAUUUCGUUGCUUCUCAUAUCUAACCGUAGUUGUUCGAUGCUGUAACACGUUUUUUUGACACCCUGUACAAUACGAAGCAUAUACAUAGAACAUAUUAUAACAAUUGAUUUUUGGAAGAUCGACUGGGCGUAAAUAUCCUGUGAAAAAGACUCUUUGUUUGUAGUCUUCUUCAUUAUAGCUGCUCUACAACCCUACAUGUGAUACAGCGCAUAUUGUGCAACCUUUGUAAUUCAUCAUAUCGUCAAGAUGGAUAGUUCAUAUCUAUCUUAGUUUAUCGCUUUUUAUGUCCAACAUUAAUUCACUCGUAAUCAACGUCGUUUUUUCUAUGAACAAACGAGUUUAACAAUAAAAACAGGCCAUUUGAAGGUGGAUUUAGAAAAAUUUCGUGUUUAAAAAGUUUAAAGACAGCUUUAAACUUGAAAAUAUUCGUCAAUGUAUUCUAUAAAUAUUCGUAUAAUGGUACAUACUUGAAAAAUAUUCUACGAUCAAUGAGAGGCAAACUAUAUACAAAUGCGCAACAUUUUUUCACAGAAUAAUAUUUCCAAUAAGAACAGCUUUUUUUGCAGCGUUGCCCAUAAAGUAACUUUAAUAAUGCUUCUAAGCAUAUUAUGUAAAAACCUCUUUACGCUGAACGUCAAAUUUAUUGUUUUAGCUUUCAAAGUGGCUUCAAUAGCCCAUUUCAAAUUCCAAUUUUAUUGCGAUUAAUCGAAACUGUUUAAACUUGAACGAGUCUCAAGCAUAAAUCAGCCUAUAAUCAGGAAAAAAUCAGUGACACCAAAAUAGUAAUAAAAUGCAGAUUGUUCGUCUUAAAAAAAACAAUUUGCAAAAUCAAUGUGCAUACAAAAAACAUAUUUUGUUAUGACAAUUGGGGUAAUUCUUCAAAAGUAUAUGAUGCCUCUCCUAAUAAAGUCGCGGUAUGUAAUUCUUGCUAAGUGUACGAUGUAAAAAGUUUAACAAAAACAUGUAACUAACAUUUUAAAAUCCUGAAAAAAAUGCUCAAGAACUGUACAAAAUAAGAAUGUCGUCAGCCUCACGCGCUCCUCGUCUAUUCCUAUGUUCCUUCAAGAGAAUGUUUUUCAAGUACCAGUUCGGUUUUACUUCGUUUACUCACACUGUACAUUGUAAUCCUUCUGUCAAAAUUCCACCAAAAACAUCGUAUAAAUGUACAUUUUUCUUCUCGUAGGUAAGAUUUAGGAUAAAGUAAGUCAUGGUUAAGAUAUAGCGACGAAUUAUCGACGUACUUACACGCUCUUUGAUUUAAAUCCAAUUCCACCGUUUAAAGUAGCUACAUACAGUGUGUUUGAGAAAAAAUUGAACACCUGUAGGGAGCUUCUACGGUAUAAAGCGUCAAAUUUGUGAUUUAAAAAUAAUGCAAUUAUAUACAAUAGGUGUCAGGUAACGAUAACGAUAAUAUGCCUAAUUCUGCUAUUUAAAUAUCUCUUUUCCCCCUUUUAAAGACCCCUCAGUGCCAUAAAGUAACUAGGAUUUCGUGUACAUAGAAUUGUCUGUACAUAUAGCGAUAGAUACUUGGAAAUAUGAAUUGUUCGUAGUUUCUAAGAUGUGAAAAUAAGGGCGUAAAAUUAAUUGACUUUUCUUUAGUUUUAAGUACUGAACAAAAUGUUUGUCAAUAUUUAAUGAUAGUCAUGAAAUUAAUUUUUUAGACAAAAAUUUAUGAUUAUUUCAGCUGUGAAUGUGUAAAGAAUGCGGUAGCCAGAAUUAUUCGUUGUUUCAAGUUCAAACAGUGAAGCUUACUCUUACUAGUAAUCUUUAGCGAGCCAUGCUUUAAUUGCAGUGAUAAAUACAUUCAACAUUCAGUUUUAUCAAAGUUUGUAAGGUAAAAACUAGCUUUUUCAUCUCUCACAUUUUUUAUCUUUGAACUAAUUUUUUGCAGAUUUUAGAUUGCUUUUAAAACUAGAUCGUUUGAGUCAAGAAAGCAAGUUCCACCUCGGAUUUUUGAAGAAUACACAGAAACUUUGUUAAAAUGCAUUUUCCAAAAUCUCCAAGCUAUUGCUUGAGGAUCUAUUGAAGCAUUUGCUGUUAAAUAUAGAGCCAAUGACGAUUGAAAAGGUACAAUCUAAAGCCAAUUUUAAAUUUUAACUCUGACAUUUUUUAUUUUAUUACUGUUGUGUAAUUUUUUAUAAAUUCAAAUUUUAGUAGGCGUGACGCGAAAAACUUAAAACCGCAAUUCGGAAAAUUUCAGGCCUUCUCUGUAUAUAUUUUUACUUUCCGUGUACUCACUCUUCUAGCUCUCAUUUAUUAUGAAUUUUUUUCUCUUUAAGUAUUAUCAGAUUGGUUUCCUUUGUAGAAUUUCUUGAAGAUUGGCAUUCGAGGGUACAUGGUUAAAGAUAUGUGCGUAUUUGAUGGUAGCAGCGUAGACUCUUUCAUAAGUUGCGUCGUUUCCUUUGGAUUAUAUAUAUUAUUUCAUUGUUUCAAAAAAAUUUCGUUCGAGUUCUGUUCAGUGCAUCUUUGGUUUUUCUUUCAGCUUUUUUCAAAAAAAGAAAGCUUUUUGUGCUCUGAGGAGAUUUUCCUUCGUAAUCUUCUUUUGGAAAUGUUUUAUUUAAAGGCUAACUUUUUCAUAAACUUUCUUUGAGUAAGAAAGCUGUAAUUCGUUUGAACUGAGAAGAAUUGCUCGAUUCAACUCGAUUGAUAACACGUAAUUUUUUUCAGUUCGGUUUCAAUUAAUGCUCUUCCGUCGUUACCCUCUUUAAUAACAUAUUCCUUUAUAUUCUUUGCAGAUAACAGUGGCUUUUCAUUAUCGCAAUUUAAACCUCUGGGCUAAGUGUACUGUACAAAAUCAAUCAGGACUUUUAACGAACACGAUGAAAACUCUCACUACAUGAUCAGGCACAAAAUUCGAAAAUUCCCGAACAGUAGCACGUUUUUUGCGAUGAUAAUACGGUAAGUCCCUAACAAAAUUCUUAAUUUGCGCCUCAGAAAAAUAUAAAGGAAUUUGAAAAACCACCGAAAACUUGAGUACAACCCGAAAAAUCAACCAUUGCAAACCACAAAAGCUCUUUUAAAAAUAAAUAACUUCUUACCCUACCAAAUGUACGAAAUGAAAAUAGUUUUGGUCUUGAGCUUCACUGAUUGCCACUUAAAAUGCAAUUGUGUGAAUAGAUUGCAAUAGAGCAUACAGGGCUAGAAAUAAUUUGAGAUUUUUGUGAGUAGCACUAAGACAAUCAAGUGCGUAACUUAUGCUUUUGCUAGAACAAGGAAGGCAUAAUUAGGCAUUAAAUAGAUGUCCCCAUCCUUUGUAACAGUCCCAUAGAUUUGAUUCACUGUUCCUAUUAGUUAUCCACCUCUACUAAAAACAUCCAGUUUUCAAACGGCGUUCUAACAUCGUUCUUAAUCGAUUUUUGGCAACGAUUUGAUUCAGUUUGAGAAAUCGACUGCUUUCAGAGCGCCUAAAAGAAACAGUAAAAUCAACAUUGAAGAAAUAUCUAGGUGCUCCCUUUAAAAAAGUCUCCCAAAACAAAGUCCAUGUAAUUAAACUUAAGCCCCUUGUAAAUGUAUAAAGUUGCGUUGUAUUAUUCCCCUCUAUUGACCAUUCUGUACAUGUGUAGGUACCUAUUCCGAUUUUCCACACGACCAUUUUUUAUAAAUGUAGCCGUUUCAUUCUUGUAUUUAAUACAUAUCACUCGAUCAUUUUCACAAUUAUUAAUUAUAUGAUAGCAGCGCCUCGUGCCAAGUUGGCGGGAAAUCUGUGUGUUUUUCUGUAUAUACAUCCAGAUAAUGUUUAUUUAUUAAUAAAAUUAGGCAUUAAUAAAGAUACACAACUAAAGGA
Messenger RNA from Dendroctonus ponderosae (mountain pine beetle), 7864 nucleotides. Its product is annotated as epithelial discoidin domain-containing receptor 1. Gene Ontology annotation, cellular component: signaling receptor complex. Gene Ontology annotation, biological process: cell surface receptor protein tyrosine kinase signaling pathway; multicellular organism development; positive regulation of kinase activity. The record is from RefSeq and is a predicted model, not a curated record. The coding region runs from base 968 to 3856 and encodes 962 amino acids. Gene Ontology annotation, molecular function: collagen binding; protein tyrosine kinase collagen receptor activity; ATP binding. The transcript has 21 exons. NCBI's taxonomy places the organism in Eukaryota, Metazoa, Arthropoda, Insecta, Coleoptera, Curculionidae.